UUUGUGUGUGCGUGUUCGCUCGGAGCCAAGCGCUGAACUUAAAGACUAAAAUAUAAUUUCAAGAAAGUAUUUAUUGCUAAAACAUGGCACGUACAAAGCAAACUGCGCGUAAAUCAACGGGUGGAAAGGCGCCCCGUAAACAACUCGCUACCAAGGCAGCGCGUAAGUCCGCGCCUUCUACUGGAGGUGUUAAGAAACCACAUCGCUAUCGUCCAGGCACUGUCGCUUUGCGUGAGAUCCGUCGCUACCAGAAGAGCACCGAGUUGCUGAUUCGUAAGCUGCCGUUCCAGCGUUUGGUGCGUGAAAUCGCUCAAGAUUUCAAGACCGACUUGCGUUUCCAGUCUGCCGCCAUCGGCGCUUUGCAGGAAGCUUCUGAGGCUUACCUAGUUGGUUUGUUCGAAGACACCAAUUUGUGCGCAAUUCACGCCAAACGCGUCACCAUUAUGCCCAAGGACAUUCAAUUAGCUCGUCGCAUCCGUGGCGAGCGCGCCUAGACAAUGACGCCAUCUUGGAUUAGACGCAGAGCGAUGAUAGCAGCAGCAACAACAACAGCAGCGCAGACAUCGUGCACAACAACAAUAGUCAAAACGCAUUAUUUGUGGAGGGAGGAACACGACGAAGUUGUUGUGGCGUAUUUCAUUUUAGUUUUAGUCAAGCUAAGUUUACAAUAUAAUUACAUACAUAUAUAAAAACUUAUGAAAAAAGGAAACAUAAAUACCGAUAUAAAUAUUUACUGGAA
This is a messenger RNA of Scaptodrosophila lebanonensis, 739 nucleotides long. RefSeq names its product histone H3.3. The coding region runs from base 84 to 494 and encodes 136 amino acids. Gene Ontology annotation, molecular function: structural constituent of chromatin; DNA binding; protein heterodimerization activity. Lineage: Eukaryota; Metazoa; Arthropoda; Insecta; Diptera; Drosophilidae. Gene Ontology annotation, cellular component: nucleosome. The transcript has 2 exons. The record is from RefSeq and is a predicted model, not a curated record.